This is a messenger RNA of Ilex paraguariensis (yerba mate), 252 nucleotides long. The record is from the annotation of a GenBank genome assembly. NCBI's taxonomy places the organism in Eukaryota, Viridiplantae, Streptophyta, Magnoliopsida, Aquifoliales, Aquifoliaceae.
AUGCAUAUUAAUACUUCCUUCAUCUUAUUUGGUUUAUCUAGGGUGACUGAGGAAGCUGUCAAUGAAGGUGACAGAAAAUUGGGCGCCGAGAAGCCCUUGGUGGAGGAAGAUGCAACAGAUGGCAACAAGGAGAAUCCUAAGAAUGAACCUGAAGAAAAGGAACCUGAGGAUAAGGUGAAUGUCUGCAACUAUUGUAUUGGAUGUUUCUUGUUGAUAGAUAGUCAUUUUUCAUCGGUUUGCUGUGUUCAAUAA